AUGUCCAGCGCAGGCAAGUUGUUCCGCUUCGCAAAGGAGACAGUCAGCGCCCUCGAAGAGGGCAAGCCGCACUCCUCCAUCACAGACUGGAUCGAAGUCCUCUCUUCCGAUAGGUACUCGGAUCUCAGUCUGGAUGGUAUCCCGGAGCUUGUAGAUGCUGUCAACAUCCAGAAGCUGCAGGGUACUACUGAGGCAGCCCGUGCUAUCAGAAAGAAGCUCAAGUAUGGGAACGUCCACCGUCAGAUCAGGGCCCUCAUCAUCUUGCGUGCUCUCACUGAGAACGCCAGCAAGGGGUUUCAGCUCAACUGGGCGAAUGAGCAGCUGAUGGAGAGACUCAAACUCAUGGCGACCGAUCAACUGACAGACCCGAAAGUCAAGAAGACGCUCAUACUCGUCUUCCACUCAUGGGCCUUGCACUACAAGGACGAACCUCGAAUGACUGAAGUAGCCGGCCUGUGGCGCAAGUACAGCUCGCAAGGCAAUCAUCCCUCUGUCAAGAAACCUACUUCGGGAGCAGCCGUCUCUGGCGCCCGGUCGACUACGGACCAAGAUAUCUUCUCGCACGACUGGAAUCCUGCCCCUGGGUCUCGUGGGGCUGACACCUACACCGACCUCGCCGCUGCCAAGGCCGAUGCCGCCCAACGUAAACGUGAGCGUGAAGCUCAACUCGCGCUCGAACAGCGUGAAGCCGAGAUCGAAAGGCGAGAGAGGGAGAUGAAGAGGAAGAAGGAUAUGGAGGUGGUGGAGAACAGGAGAAGGAAAGAGAGGGAGGAAGAGGAGGAGAGGAGAAGAGCGGCAAAGGAGGCGGCGAAGAAUAAGAAGGCUGCCCCAAAGAAGCCGCCCUUCAACUUUGAGAAGGAGAAGCCGGCUAUUAUGGUGGCUGUGGCGGAGGCUAUCAGGAGUGCCAGCAACUUGCUCAACGCGUGUAGACUCGUCAAUCGUGAACACGAAACUGUCACUGAAAGCCCCAGGGUGCAAGAUUGCCUCGACAAAGCCAAGGUUGCCAGACGCGCCAUCAUCCGAUACAUCCAAGUCGUCAACGACGAGGAAUACGUCGGCGCUUUGCUCGACGCUAACGAAAAGAUCGUCGAAGCGAUCCAACUCUACGACCGCCUUUCCAAACCCGCCGUCCUCGAUUCCGACUCUGAAGACGAAGCUGACAACGUCGCCUCCCUCAACGCCCGUCUCGCCGCCCAGCGCCUCGAAGCAGACCGUACCGGCGAGCUCGACAAACUACAAGAUACCCAGAAACGCGAGUCUGCCAAGAGACAGGCAAAGACGCUGCAGAGACAGGCGAGUUAUGCCAAUACGCCGCCAAAGGCUUCUGCACCUGGCGCUGCGUAUGGGGAUCUGCAAGAUUUGGACUUUGGGAGUAUCGCAAAGACGGAAGGGGCGGGUAGGCUGCCGAGGCCGUUGACGCCGGAUUCGGGGGAUGAUCAGUCGUAUGGCGGUUCUCUCUCUGACUUCUCCGACUACGACUCGUCAGACGCCGAAUGGCAAGCCGCCCACGGCCCCUCCGCCCUCGCGCACAAACGCGCCUCCAUCUCCCAAGCUGCUGCCGCUGGAAAGGGGAAGGAGCGAGCGACGGAUUAUGCAGAGCUUGAUGAUGAAUUUGGAAGGAGCGGGUUGUUGGAUGAUAAGGACGAGGAGGCGAAUCCGUUCGGGGAUCCUUUUGCGGAUGAGGCUGAUACGCCGGUGCAGGAGAAGCAGAGGAUGCAGUGGGCUGAGAUCUAG
Molecule: messenger RNA, 1734 nt
Organism: Cryptococcus amylolentus CBS 6039
Lineage: Eukaryota; Fungi; Basidiomycota; Tremellomycetes; Tremellales; Cryptococcaceae
Exons: 9
Coding region: 1-1734 (577 amino acids)
Biological process (GO): actin filament organization; actin cortical patch localization; endocytosis
Cellular component (GO): actin cortical patch
Molecular function (GO): ubiquitin binding; phosphatidylinositol binding
Source: RefSeq, a predicted model, not a curated record